Macroventuria anomochaeta is the source of this 843-nucleotide messenger RNA. RefSeq lists its product as uncharacterized. The coding region runs from base 1 to 843 and encodes 280 amino acids. The transcript is spliced from 3 exons. The record is from RefSeq and is a predicted model, not a curated record. Lineage: Eukaryota; Fungi; Ascomycota; Dothideomycetes; Pleosporales; Didymellaceae.
AUGCCUACCCUAGCAGCCUACUGCUGCAAUGCUCCCAAGGGCGAUCCGUUUCCAAUAUCCCAAUUGCCAAUACCCUUGCGCCGAUCAUAUAGCCAGGAACACGCGCGCGAGUAUUGUUCACUGGCACAGACGGAGCGUUUCCAUUUAGUGCUUAUGCCAACGGCCCUCCAGUGCUUCCAUCUUCGGAUGCCUGCAGCACACGACAUCAUCUCGCCUGCGAGCUCCAUCGUACUAAGACUUUUGAGUCUACCAAUAUUCUCUGUUCUUCCCACCGCCAUGCCACCUCUUUCAGACUAUAAGAAACUCCAUUAUGCGGGACAGUUCGUGUCGAGCUCCAAGUACAGUCGACUCCUUCAAGUGUUUCUGGUAGUUUUGACCACCGUGACUAUUGCUUGGAUUGUGGUCGCCUACGUCUCACAGAGAAAGAGCCGGACUGUCGACGCCAGUGGGGACGUUCCAGAGAAGCCUGUCACCAGACGUUUGCUCGAGCGACAGGAUUCUGCGAUAUGCCAGAAGCAGUGGGGAUUUGAUCACAACAACCACUUGAAUUCUCUCAAGCAAGAGAUCCUCCAACAUACCGAGAGACCUGUUCAUCCUUGGAUACUACCGCCGCAAGCAUUGCCAGGACCUUACGAUCCGAUGUACUACCCUCUGCCAGCCCCAUCGUUCCGAUGCAAAUCUUCUAGCUCCCUACCGGCGAAUGUCGAAGGAACACACUCGACAUCUUACACUCGUCUCGUACCGAAAUCCGGGACACCACCAGGCGAAGCGGUUCUCUACGGCACAAUGACAACAUCAACCAACGGCUGGCGACGAACACAUUGGAACGUGACUGGCGGUUGA